Messenger RNA from Rhinichthys klamathensis goyatoka, 2042 nucleotides. RefSeq names its product nuclear factor 7, brain-like. The transcript is spliced from 6 exons. The record is from RefSeq and is a predicted model, not a curated record. The coding region runs from base 284 to 1744 and encodes 486 amino acids. Gene Ontology annotation, molecular function: zinc ion binding; protein binding. NCBI's taxonomy places the organism in Eukaryota, Metazoa, Chordata, Actinopteri, Cypriniformes, Leuciscidae.
CACACCAACUUGAUCAGAAGCUCCUCCCUCUUACAACACUAACCAGGAAGAGACGGACUUGUUAUUUCUCUUUUCUGCCAUACUGACUUUGUCUCGACAAAAGCAAUAAAGAAUCAGCGAUCAGUGGAGUACGAAGGGAAAAACUUUACAGAAGAAUUUGAGAAGUUUCUUUCUCUGAACAAGUCUGAUUCUGAUCUUUGUGAUUCUCAUGGUGAUUCAUUUUUAAAACCGUCGCUCAGAAAGUGAAAGUAAAGUUUAGAUUGCUGGAGUUCAAACAGUGAAAAUGGAUUCACUAAAUGUUUCUGCAGAAGAACUUUCUUGUCCUGUGUGCUGUGAAAUCUACAAGGCUCCAGUUCUUUUAUCCUGUAGUCACAGUUUCUGUAAAGAGUGUCUUCAACAGUACUGGAGAACCAAGACAUAUCAGGAGUGUCCUGUCUGCAGGAGAAUCUCAACAUCUGAUCCUCCAGUUAAUCUUGCGUUAAGAAACUUGUGUGAGUCGUUCCUGAAGGAGAGAAAUGAGAGGCGUUCAUCAGGGUCUGAGGAGAUCUGCAGUUUACACAGUGAGAAACUCAAACUCUUCUGUCUGGAGGACAAACAGCCUGUGUGUAUCGUGUGCAGAGAUUCAAAACAACAUGACAAUCAUAAAUUCAGACCCAUCAGUGAAGUGGUUUCAUCAUAUAAGGAGGAGCUCAAUACAGCACUGAAGUCCUUACAGGAGAAACUUAAACGCAAUACAACAAUGAAAGCAGAGUUUGAGAAAACAGUUCAACACAUCAAGGCUCAAGCUGAGCACACAGAGCGUCAGAUUAAACAGCAGUUUGAGAAGCUUCAUCAGUUUCUCAGAGAUGAAGAAGAAGCUACAGUCACUGCACUGAGGGAGGAAGAGGAGCAGAAGAAGCAGAGGAUGAAGGAGAAGCUGGAGGAGAUGAACACACACAUCUCAGCUCUUUCACACACACUCAAAGACAUGGAGGAGAUGAUGAAAGCCAAUGACGUCUGCUUUCUGAAGGAGUUUCCAGUCUCAAUGGAAAGAGUCCAGAGCUCACGGCCGGAUCCACAGAUGGCUUCUGGAGCUUUGAUUCAUGUGCCACGAUACUUGGGCAACCUGCCGUUCAGAGUCUGGAAGAAGAUGCAGGACAUCGUCCAAAACACUCCUGUGAUUCUGGAUCCAAACACUGCAGAUCCAUAUCUCGUCCUGUCUGAUGAUCUGACCAGUGUGAGAUACAGCGAGAACUAUCAAACUCUUCCUGAUAAUCCAGAGAGAUUUGACUUGGAUCCACGUCUCGUCCUGUCUGAUGAUCUGACCAGCGUGAGUCUCUGCGGGAACAAUCAAACUCUUCCUGAUAAUCCAGAGAGAUUUGACUAUUAUUCCUGUGUUCUGGGUUCAGAGGGUUUUAACUCAGGAACACACUGCUGGGAUGUGGAGGUUACAGAGAGUGAAUGCUGGACUCUUGGAGUAACUACAGCAUCAAACCAGAGGAAGGGAGGAGGUUUCUUAAACUCUGAUGUCUGGAGUGUGGAGUAUUAUCAGGACGGACUGUAUUUUAGUUCUGGUUUUCGUGUUAAACAGAAGCUUGAUCGUGUGAGAGUGAAUCUGGACUAUAAUGGAGGAACGGUGUCGUUCUCUGAUCCUGUAACUAACACACAUCUACACACACUCACAACCACCUUCACUCACACACUCUUUCCAUUCUUCUGGUGUUAUUCUGGCUCUCUGAGGAUCUUACCGGUCAAUAGUCAGUAAACGUCACUCCUGUAGAUCUGGAUCUUCUGCUUUCAUCAUGUUUCCAAUAUUUCCUCCAUCUCACAUGAGUAAGAGUGCUGUUGAUCUGAGUAUCAGUACGGUGGCUGUGAUUGGGCCGUGAUGAUCACAUGACUGAUAUCCAGCACUACAGCAACACUCAGAUCAAUAAACAUCAAGUUUUCAUUUAUAUUCCACUUCACACAAUUAGACCCAUUAGAGGCCGUUUUAGCAUUCAUGUUUUCAGGAUAACUGACAUUUACCAGAUUAUUACAGUCAAUGUGUGUUUAUUCAUUUCUAA